ACUGUCAGUGACACAAGAGCACUCAAAGCGGUAUGGCAAAGGGAGAAGACUGGACGUAAGAUGUCCUCGAGUGUUGCAGACAGAGCCAUUGGGGCCAUUAUCGGGGCAGCAGUGGCAGAUGCAGCAGCCCAGCCCAUGCACUGGAUCUACGACCUGGACAAACUGAAAGAAGUGCUCCGUGAUCUGGAGCCUUGUCCAGAGUUUCGGCCUCAGUCAGCGAAUCCGUUCUACCGCAGGACGACGGGCGAGCAGACCUGCUAUGGAGACCAGGCAUACGUCCUGCUGGAGUCGCUGAGUCGGUGUGGAGGCGUUAAUGUGGAAGACUUGACCAAGCGCUUUCAUGAGUUCUUUGGACCGGGGACGGUCUACGAUCUGCCCCUGAAUGACCCAUACAGAAAGAAAGGAGGCCCUAAGGUAAUUCUCCCCAUCGAUGGCCCAUGGAGGAAUGCGAGCCUGAAGGCUUUCAUCAGAAAUGUCGAUGCUGGCAAAGAAGAAACUGGCUGUGACGUGGACUGUCAGAUAGACGGUGUCACUAAAAUUGCUCCUGUGGUGGCUAUGUACGCCGGGCGACCUGAGAUGCUGGAGAAAGUGGAAAAAGCCAUUCGCGUGACCCAGAAUAAUGACAUGUGUGUGGCUGUCACACUGGCUGCAGCGAGGUUUUUGGAGCAUUUCAUUGUGAAGGGUCCAGAUCCCAACGCUCUGGAUGCAGUUCUGGCUCAGCUGAAUGACCCCGAUAGACAGAAUCCUCAAGAGCUGGACAAGGCUGUCAUUGCUCAUAUCAGCCAGGUGAAGGACAACCUCACCAAGACAUCCCAACAGCUCAUACCUGCCGUGUUCACAAACACAUGAGCUUUGCCCGGUGCGUUCCAGGGAGCGCUUCAUGGAGUCCUGACACUCAACCAGCUGGUCGAAGCAGUCAGAGACACCAUGCGCUGCGGGGGAUGCACCGCCAGUCGAGCCUCCUUCAUUGGAGCCUGCUUUGGGGCACAGACCGGCCUCCGGGGAAUCCCAGAGUCUUGGAGGAAGAGGACGCUCAGAUACCCUCUGCUGUUGGAGCUAGCUGAAAAAGUGGUCAAAAAGAUUCAGUAAUCAUAGUUCAGUUUUAAUUUUUUUUGCCCCCAUAAAUUCAUCAUCUAUGUAGAAUUUGUGGAUAAUUGCAUUUUAAGAGACUUUCUCAAGUUACAGAUGUACUUUGGCACAGCUAUCCAUGACAGUUGCAUUCUAAAGUCUUGUGCUGAAUGAAACUCGAAUCUAUUUGCUCGGUCGAAGCUGCAUCAUGUAAAAAAAAUAAAAUAAAAUAAAAGCUUGUUUAACCUAUUCUCAAAUAAAAACUUGUGUUACUGA
Neolamprologus brichardi is the source of this 1344-nucleotide messenger RNA. The record is from RefSeq and is a predicted model, not a curated record. Lineage: Eukaryota; Metazoa; Chordata; Actinopteri; Cichliformes; Cichlidae.